Molecule: messenger RNA, 13910 nt
Organism: Pocillopora meandrina
Lineage: Eukaryota; Metazoa; Cnidaria; Anthozoa; Scleractinia; Pocilloporidae
Source: the annotation of a GenBank genome assembly
AUGGCCCAAACUAACCUUCCAACAUGGCUUCAAGUAGGUGAGAAAAUAGUAAAUAUCCAACAGCGACUUGGUAACGGCGCUUUUGGUGUCGUCUACAAAGUAAAAGAAGAAGGAACGUCCAAAGUGUACGCUAUGAAAGAUAUCCUUUGUUUGAAUGAUUCAGCCAUUCUUAAUGCCAUCCGCGAAGCUUCAACACUAAACCGAAUCUCUCAUGAAAAUGUUAUUGCGAUCGUGAGUGUUGGCGAGUUUCGCGAUAGCCGAGGUUCGCACAUGUUGCUUUUGACCGAGUAUUGCCCAGGCGGAAGCUUAAAUGAUCGCCUUGCUCGACCAAGCAGCGACCAACAAAAUCUGACAUGGAUGACCCAAACCGCCGAAGCUGUUGCCCAUCUUCACUCGUGCAACGUAGUUCACCGCGAUCUGAAGGCAGAUAAUGUACUCUUGACUGCAUCAGAAGAUGUCAAAUUGGGCGACUUUGGCCUUGCCCGUGAGUACAUCGCACUAAAACGAGCUAGCGUGCAACAAGAUGAUGGUUCGUGGCUGACAACUUACACGCAAUACUACAUGCAAUCGGGAACAGGUCCAAUCCACUGGGUAGCUCCAGAAUUUUUCCGCGGCCAUUACACUGAAAAAGCCGACAUUUUCUCUCUCGGAACGCUCCUCUUUGCAAUACUCGAGCGGGAUUACAUCGUGAUCAACAGGAAAGCCAUUUACGGGGCCUUCGUAAGUGUUCCUGGUAUAGGGAAGUGUGGCGUCGGCUUUGCGAUGGAGAAUUUUGAUAGGAAUAUACGAAUUCAAUUUUCAAGUCACGCUCAAGGAUCCAACGCUCUACAGGGAAACGUUCAUGAGUUGCUGAAAUACAACCCAUAUGAUCGGCCGACCGCUCAAGAGAUUUGCAACCAUUUGAGAGUUAUUCAAGAGAAUAUAGGACUUGGACAGUCUUCGACUGAUUCGCUUCUAAGCGUAUAUAUGUAACUCUACCGAACAGGUGUAAUGUCAUUUCCGUACCUUGGUACAUGACCGGACAAGAAACUUAGAAGAGAACUUAAAAACUAUACAUGUAACACUUGUCCUUUAAAGUAAAGCGUUGCCACAUGAUUGUUAGGUGCAAGAUUAAGUUACAGAAAUUAAGGUAAGAGGCAUGCAAAUAAGAAUUUCAGGAAUAUAUCUUGGCUGUGAGUUUCUAAAGGACAUGUAAGCGUCUUGUCAACAUCGCUACAUCACAGUCCUUGUCAACAUCGCUACAUCACAGUCCUUGUUGGCCCUUUUCUUUUAAUCAACGUCUACUACAAUCUCUCGAACUAGUCGAAGAAAAUGUAAAGAGGUAUUUAAUCUAUAGAAACUAAAACAAGUGACGGAACGUGGGGAUCGAUCGAGAUCGUGCACUUAUCCCUUGAAGUUUCACUAUAAUUGUGCGCCGUGGAAUACAAGAGAAUUCUCAGCAGAAAGUUCGUUCGUAUCAUGUUUCGAUGGUUCGGUCGGGUUCUAAAGUUGAGCAAUAAAUUUUCUAUGAAAUGACUGGUUUUUUUUUCACUUUUGAUGCCUAAAUACAGAGAAAGUGAAAUUCGCUACAUAAUGUAAGAUCGACAUAAGUUGGUUUCACGAGUAAUUUCUGAGAAACGUUACACUGCAAUUCGUGUCUGAGAUAAGAACCUUUUCAAAUAAAAUGCUAUCUAAGUCUGGCAUCUGAGAGUGUGAAUAGAAUUCUUCCUUGUAAGGAUCUUUAGUUGAUAAACCUGGGCAAAUGCAAGACCAGGGAAGUUACGGAUUACGAAAUUCUUGGAAACAUAGCUUGAAGUAUGGGCUGUGUUACAGGAAUUUUGGAAGCCCAUGAUUUCCACGCUUAUAGCCAGUUGUUUGUGCUUUGUUUGGUGUUUUGUUCAUAGCACUCUCCUUCAAGUUCUUAAUAAACAUAGGCAUGUGCAGCAUGCAAGAGCUAUUUUCUCGGCUGGGUAGGUUGAGAUGGGACACUUUGUGUACCUGAUGUUUUCAUUUUUGAAACUAAAAAAGAGCAUAACUUUCAAAGAAUUAGAAUAUCACAUUACUUCACUUUAAGAGAGAGAAAUCCAAAUACUUCUAAGCAAACUAAAAUGCAUUGGUGUCACGCUUACUGUUGUCUCCUUCCCAGCUGUUGCUUGGUCUCGUCACACAACGCCAUCUAUUCCUCUUUGGAGAGAGAACGCGCUUUGCGUGACGAGGCUAAGUAACGGUUGCGAAAGGGAAUACGCUUACUGCCGUUCCUUUAACAGUGAGAAGAUCAAAAUUAUUCGCCUCGAAAGUAUAAUUCCACGUACUCUUACCACGAAAAGCAAACUGAAACUCUGUUGUAUCUCCAAUAUCCAAAGAUAUAUUGCGAUCUCGAAUAAGUGAAGAUACAUUUGAGAAUUGCGUGGAAAAUUCACUAUAAGAAACAUUUAGUUCCAUGUGAAUCUAUUUCAGCGGGGUUGGACAAUGCAGUUAGAAUACGUGAUUAAAUUCAGGUUGUUUACAAGGAAAUGACACGUAGUGGAGCGAAGGCUAAAGUGGCAAAAUGGAAUUUGAUCGGUGCAAUAAAAUUCAAGCACGUGAAAAAUUGGCUAAUGUUCAUGUGGUGCAAUGAUUGGGUAUGUUCUGACUGGACUUUUCGUGUUACUUGAUGGAAUGUAACUUGUUUGGCGUGUACGUUGUGGGUAAAGGAACGGGAAAACACUUUUUGACUUAGAAAUGAUGCAAAAGUUAAAUGCGAACCUUUCAUAUCCCGAUAAAUCUCGAAGUUAGUCGACGAGGUUCUCACGAAGGCCACAAACCAUUACACUUAUCAAAUGGGACCAAAAUUUCUGGUUACUAUCAUUCUUUGUGCACAGCUUCCUGAUUCCAUGACAUCAUUGGCAAGAACAAAAUACCCAAACGUUGUGAUUAGUGCAAGAUAUCCAAAUGCUAUGAUAUGAUUGGUGCGAGAAACAUACCCCAAUGCGGCAAUCUGAUUAGUGCGAGAUACAUACCCUAAUGCAACGAUCUGAUUGGUGCGAGCAACAUGCCACUCUACAAGCUAGCAUAGAGUUUUUUUUUUUAAGAAAAAAAAUAACUCAAAUAUACAUUAUGGGUACUACUACUUCCUAAAUGGAAAGGGAUAAUUAAGAACAAACUAACAUCAGAAAUAAUCGGUUUUAGCUCCUACCUUCAAGCAAACCCUGCAAUGUAGCAUAUUUGCCCUGACCGAAAGGUGCUAAUCCUGUUUACUAUAUUUAACAGACAAAUGAUCAUUUACUUCACAGAACAUUUACUUUGGAUAUGAAUUCUCGGAAAAAACAUUGCAUCUUAAGACUAGUGGGGGGGGGGGAGGGUCUUUUGUUUACAAAGGCUGAUCCCUAAUUAAUCCCUACCAAGGCAACUAAAACAUGAUCAAGCUUUGAAUAACGAUACUGUAAGACUUCCUCUCUUGGAUAUACAACAGUUAAACUCGUGCACAAUCAAACUAUCGCCUUCAUACCGAGUACUACUGAAAUAACACCACCCCUGUACGUUCCCAUAAGUCAAAUCAAUUGCCAAGUUCGUUUUUCCGAGAAAUCAGACCCAACUAUUUCGCAGCGGCUAAACUCGUUGUUUCCAUCAAAUUGACUUUUUUAGAUAAAGAGAACAGUUGUGGCCUGUAAAACGCGAAAUGCAACAAGCCUGGAUUGAUCUUCCCCUAAGACUGCAUGUAGGCGACGAAACAGUAAAAGUCGAACAGCACCUUGGUAGUGGUGCAUUUGGAAUGUCUACAAAGUGAAAGACGAAGCGGGCUCUGAACUCUAUGCCUUAAAAGACGUCCUUUGCUUAAACGUUUCACAACGUCUUAAUGCAAUCCGUGAGGCAGAGACACUGCACAAAAUCUCCCACGAAAACAUCAUUGCCACAAAGGGAGCAGGUCGGUUCGUCGACAAUCAACACAACUUGCACAUGUUGAUUUUUACAGAGUAUUGCGCGGGUGGAAACUUAAACGAACGCCUUGCUCGACCAAGCUCUGAACGAAUCAACUGGAAGUGGAUGAGUCAAGCUGCUGAUGCUGUGGCCUACCUUCACUUAAACGGCGUGAUUCACCGCGACCUAAAACCGGAAACGUAAUUUGAACAGACGUGGAAAUGUUAAACUAGCCGACUUUGGCCUGGCUCGCGAGUAUAUCGCACCAAGACGAGUUGACACGCGAAGAAACGAUGGCUCGUGGAUGCAAAAGGUCCCACAAAACUACAUUGACUACGAAGUUGGCACAACGUACUGGUUAGCUCCUAAAUAUUUCACGGAUCACUACACAGAAAAAGCCGAUGUCUUUUCCCUUGGCCUGCUGUUUUUUGCCAUCCUACAACGGGAUUACAUAGAAAGCAACGGAAAAGCGUAUUACGGUGCAUUCAACGUAUUCGCGGUGUUUGAAAAGUUGGCCGUGGGGUUGCAAUGGCAAUGUACAAUCCAGGAACUGACAUAGAAUUUUCAACGCGCACAGGGUUCCAGGGAUGUACAGUGGUUAGUCACUGAGGCUUUGUUGAGACGAGCUAUGUGAUACGUUUGAAGACUUAGGUCUAGAAUGGCUCUUUAGUCUGAAGUUACAUCUGGGGGAGCAAUCGUCGUUUUGAACGAUAAGGUGUGGAUUGCUCAAGAAACAUUUUUUUUCGGUGAAAUUCUUGCACGAAUUUUACCCUUACGAAAAGGGUGAACAGGGUUUAUUGAUGAUCUUUUCUUUCUCGUCAGCUAGCUUUGCAUCAACUCUUUUAUAAAAAAAUUUUUCAUGCUCGAGUUCAAGUUCCCUUAAUUUUUCCAACCACUCCCGAGCCUUUUCUUCGGUUCGCCCCAACCUGUACGUGGUAGAUUAUAUAGGAGAUGAAGAACGUUCUCAUACAUUCACAUAAUUUGCUAUUGUAAAGUAGCACUACUUUACUGAUGUGAAGACUGAGGCAGCGAAAAUUGAGUCAAGGUUAAGAAGGUAAACGAAACGUCCUUUUCAGUUUUAUGCAGGUUUCAAGUAUACAACGUUUUGUAUUAAAUGAACAAAAUUGAUCAAACGUUCUGUAGUUCAGUCACGUAGUGCAUGACUGAGGUCUCCUGGUCUUCACAUUUCGUUUCAGUGAGACCAGACUGACCUUUAAGAUACAGAUGAAUUCAGGUGAUAGUUUUCCUAGUCUUUCCUAACUCUGUAGGGAUUCAUUCUCAUAAAAUCCUUCGUUACAAACUCGAAAAGGUUCGCAGCACUGACGGAGUCAACAAGUUCCAGUAAUAAGGUAGUUGACGCUUUUCCAAGCCAUAUGGAAGAUACCUUCGAACUCAAAUGAAAAUGCAGAAUUCAGUGUUAGGACCUAAAUAGUGGUGUAUAAGGACUUGCCAUAAGUCUCGUCGUUUGAAAUAAUUAUCAUGGCCACAUGAAAAUGUUCAUCGUCUUCGUCAUAUUUGCAUGACUAGUAAUCGCUUAAAAUUUCACGGCAUAUCAACAGAUGGUUUAUUUACAUGACUUAAUGCUGAUUCAAUCGAUUAUUUCAAUGUAGCAAAAACUCGUUCAAACUUCAGGUAUGAUCAAGUUCAAAUAAAUAGUGUGUCUGUUUUUCCUGUGGUUUUGCACGUUUCAUGACUAUUACUUGGAUCUCAAAAUGUUUGCCUUCAUUCCCAAUUGCUGAAAGUGGAAAUCACUUCUAUGAUAUCAAUUCAAUUCUCGGAAACGCAUUUAUCGAAAAAUCAAGAUUGUUCCGAGAAAGUAACUUCCGAUCAACCGAGCCGGAAGUGAUUUAUUGGAUGAUCUAGUGUUUCCCAGAAAUACGUGAGGGAACCAUCGUCAACUUGCAUCCCAUGACUUAACUCCCCCAUAACACACAAUUAAGAGUAUACCCUAUAGGUACAAUUGAAGUACGGUGUCAAAGGAUAUUACAUAAAUGAACUACCCUAUAGUAGUAGAGAUGCACAAUCUAGUUGCAAGCCAAGUUCCAAGCAAUUCAAUUUUCCGAAGGAACUAUGGCAAUGAUGCAGCAAACAGCCGCUACUUCUUUUCCAACGACAUUUCAGUGUGGAAACAUGUGGUUAAGAACCCAAGAAAGGCUUGGCAGUGGAGCGUUUGGUGUCGUCUACAAAGUACAAGACCUGGCAACUUCCAACUUCUACGCGGUAAAAUCAAUUCUCUGUCUCAAUGCUUCGGUUCUUCAAAACGCGGUCCGCGAGGUCGAGAUGCUGAAACAAAUCUCUCACCCAAAUAUAAUUGCCAUACUGGGGACCGGGCAAGUUAACGGUACUCAAGGCUACUUACAUAUGUUUCUUUUGACAGAGUACUGUCCGGGAGGAAACUUCAACCAACGGCUCCCCUCACCGAGCACCAACCAAAUGAAUUUGAAGUGGAUGAAACAAAUGGCCCAUGCUAUCGCCUACCUCCAUUCGCGUAACGUGGUUCACCGCGAUUUGAAGCCAGAUAAUGUGCUCUUGACUGCGACAGAGGAUGUCAAAUUGGGGGAUUUUGGUUUGGCACGCGAGUACAUCGCACUUACUCAAAUCCAAGGUUAUGCUCAAAAUAUCUUCACAGCAUACUACAUGCAAUCAGAGCUUGGAACAAAAUACUACAUGGCUCCGGAAGUAUUCAGCACUCACGGUUAUAGCGCAAAGGCUGACGUCUUUGGCCUUGGAGUGCUCCUUUAUGCAAUCCUCGAGCGUGAUCAUGUCAUAACGGGUGGGAAAGCAUACUACGGAGCCUUUGUUGCUAUUCCAAAUUUACCGGAAAGAAUUGGCCUUGGAUUUGCUUUGGAAACUAUAAACCGUUUCUUUAUCAUUGGGUUUUCUAGUUCCUCUGACUAUUUCGGCUCUCUCCAAAUGUUAAUUCGCCAGGCCUUGAAUUACGAUCCGCAUAAUCGACCGACUGCUCAACAGGUUUAUCAAAGUCUCGUGGCCAUUGAGCAACGUUUCAACGAGAACUAUAACACUUUGUAAACAGAGAAAAGGAACGAAUAUCCUGAAAUGGAGUCAAGUUACUUUGAACUUAGCAAUAAGACUGUUUAUUGAAGACUCUUUCGAAGCGAAAUGAAACUUGAAAUAACAAGAAUUAUUAAAAACAGUGACUAUCAAAGGAUGUUAAAACUCUUCUGUGACAUAUAUCACGUUUAAUUCAACAUGUUGACCUAAGCAGUUGAGGUAGUAGCCACUGAUGAGCUAUAAAAGCAUAAUAAAUGUUUUUCUUGAGCAAAAGGAGCUGUUAUAGCGGCGGCGAAAUCUCUCAUCGUUUGAAAUGGUACUAUGAUGUAUCUUCUUCUCUCUUCACUAGGGUGACCAGCUAAGGCUUACAUGAAAUACGAACAGUUUACGUACAUCACUUAAUGCUAAUCUAAGAAAUGAUCUCAACGCAGAAUUGCUUAUUAAAACUGUGGUUAUCAAAAAUAUACUUUUCUGAGUUUCUAAGUUGUUUCCUUAACAGAUAUAUAUGCAACAUAAAUACUGAUCGUGUCUCACCAUGUUUGCUUUCAUUUCCAUUUGCCUGAGGCAAAGCCUGAAGUGGUAAUCACUUCCUUUGAUAUGGAUUCAAUUCUUGGAAAACGCGAUAUGUAUUCGUUUCGUAAGUUCUUGCAUGGACAACUUAUUUUCAAGAGAUAAAUCUCAAAACAUAUAUAUUUAUGUGGACACACCUCAGUAACUCGUGAAUCACAACUCUCAAGCUGAAGUAUUCACGUUCACAAACAAGGAGGUUAUUCCUAGAAAUUGAACUUUAACUAUGGUGUAAUUUGAUGAUAAUUCGUCCCUUAAUAAAGUCCAAUCCUAUGCAUAAAUUUCUUUCGGUGGCUUAGUGUAGAGAGACACUGUUUCACAACGGAUGGCCCAUGCAAUUGUGUCAGCCAACCGUAAAGAGCUUCAAUACCACGCAAUUCAAAAUGAAGAAAUUUUUGUGGAGCCGUCAUAGAAUUCCAGAACAGAAUACUUCACAAAGAUCUGCUAAAACUUAGAAUGAGUACAAGAGUCAUGUCUGUGAUCUUUCAGCCUUACUGGAUCGAGUAAUUGGCAAAGAGCUCAAACUAAAGUUGGGGUAACCCAAAAUGGAAGUAAAUUUAAACACGCAAAGAAGGCUCUAACUUCAGUUCAACUGAGUCACAGUUAGAUCAGACUGAGCUAGCAAAGUGGAAAUUCUCUCUACAUGACCUUGCCUUUGUUGCUUGUCUGAAAUAUAGCUUUCGAGAAAACAGGUAGAUAUUAACAAUUUAGCAAAAAAUAAUUACUCCACUGUGCAAAUGACCAAAAUAACAAAUUCCAUUGCAGUCACUGCAGCGUGAAAGCGCUGGAAGAAAGACGAUAGUAUGUAGAAAAAAAUACUUCCUAAAUGGAUAGGGAUAAUUAAGCACAAACUAACAUCAGAAAUAAUCGGUUUUAGCCCCUACCUUCAGGCAAACCCUUCAUUGUAGCAUAUUUGGCCUGACCGAAAGGUGCUAAUCCUGUUUACUAUACUUAACAGACAAAAUGAUCAAUUAUUUGACAGAGCUUCAGUAGGAAAGCCCGAGUCUUAAAAUGCAGGCCGUUCUUAGGCGCCAAAAGGGGGUCAUAGUCCCAGGCGUUCCUUGCGUAAACCGUGGAAACUGGGGAUGAGAGAGCAGCAACUUGGGUUACUAUGUAUACGCUCUUCGUACACAACAUAAAUUUACAGAAUGCUGUGUUUUAUGAAGUCCGCUUUGCAAAGAUUCCUGCCUUAUACGCACAUCUCAGAUACAAAUGCACACGCUUUUCGUGGUAGGCCCACACUAAAUGAUGUCGAGCGUUUCGGAAUGGGCCGGUCCACGAACUCUCUAGCUGAAAAGCCAGGCAAAUGCGCAAAGUUCAUACUAGUUCUCACGAGAUAACAAAUGACCCAUAUGCGAGUUCAAACUUCGAAAUACUGGCAAAACUGUGACAGCCGAUUUAACAACAAACUAUGAUGCUGAGACGAACACCUCAGUUGCUGAGAAAAUCAAGAAUGUUCGUGAACACAACUUCGAAGGUGGCGCUAACGACAGCGAAUUAGAUAAGGAUACUGACAGAAUUAAGCAACUUGAAUGGUAAGGUUGAAUAUCUGAGCUUAGCUCUUCCGUUAAAUAUCCUGUUUCUGUUAUUGGUUUUUAUUGGGUUCAAUACUUGUAAAGUACGAUUUGGUAUUUCUUACACAAUCACUAUUAUUGUACAAGCGAACGUGAAUACUCUUGGUGACUGUGACCUACAAGAAAAAGUUGUCAAUAUGACUAAUGUACAUGAACAUAAUGAUGUUACAGUGUCAAUAAAAGUAAAACAAUUCAGAUCUCGUUGUUCAACGUCUGUAUAUUAUAAUCGUACUCGUGUUGUGUGUGAAUGCCAUGGCUAUAAACGUGAUCGUGAACCAAGCAGAGUACUAGUGAGGAUGUUAAAACGUCUCUCUCAGAAAAUUAGAAAACUGCUAAGUUAUGUACGGAGCCGUUUAGGUAAAAACGUACCAAAGUCAUCGAAAGUCCAUGAUCUUAUUAAAAAUAAUGCAACAUGAAAAAAAAACAAGAAUCAGGUUUGUACAAAAAAAAUGAGAACGAAACCAAUUUUUAGAACAAGAAAUGUUAACUCUUCGAUGAGAUAUGUUACAGUUCAAGUAGAGAUAAACAUGGAAAGAAAUAUCUCAAAUACUUAAGGUUCCUUUUGUGUAAUUUCCCAUAUAGUGAGUACAAAGGUGUAACUCACAGAGGAAAUUGUACAAAGAACAAGCUCUAUAAUGAUAUAGAGAAAACCCAGUUCCUUGUAUGCACCUUGUGGAUCCCAGGAAAACAAUAAAAGCACCAUAUAGCCAAGGGGAUGUGGUUGUAUUUGGACAAAACCCUGGGCAACAAUGUGUUGCAAUGAGUUUAUUUGCAUUAAUGUACCACAAUAUGAAAGGAAUAGGCAAUCCCAAUGACUUGAAACAAAUAAUGCAUAUUGGAAAUCAACUAUAUAGCAGUUUGUCACAAUUAUUAAGACAAUCAUUUUUACUGCUAACAGAUUUACCAUCAAUGCUUACAGUACUAGAGGAAGAUUAUCAGCUAGAAUACAUUAUAACAUAACUGGUAAAUUUGUCUAAUCAAAUUCAGUUGCGUGAGCAUGCUUCAUAUUCCUAUUGUGCACGCUCUUGAUGUCAGCAAACAAAUCCCUUGAGAAAAAAAAUUUUCCAUGGGGUUGAAAAUGUUAUAAAAUAAUUGGUUCAUACAUCAUCUGUGCAUUCAUCGAGAUAUGAAGCACUUGGGAAGUUUGGAGAGCACUCAAGAAGCUGGAGUUGCACAUCUUUCAUGCUCUCCAAACUUCCUGCGUGCUUUAUAUCUCAAUGAACGCACGCUGACGUAUGAACCAAUUGUUAAGUGAAAGUUACCUUGGUAAUGUCCAUGGUGAGCCUACCAUUGAGGGAUAUCAAUACUGUAUGGGCCUGAAGAGAGCUUUUGAGUCAUUGAUAUCAGAAUGAUAUAGGUCAUAUAUUUUAGUGGUUGGAUGCAUUGCUGUGGGUAUUAUUUACUGUGCUGAUAAUGGCCAUUUUAAAGUGUUUGACUCACAAGCUAGAGAUGUUUAUGGUAAAAGUCACACUCCAGGGACCUGUGGUCUAUUAGAUAUAUCUACAGACAACUUAGCGCAUCACUUUCAAAGUUUAUAUGGAGCAACUGAUCUGUAUGAACUCAGUAAAAGGUUAACAAAUUGCAAAAUAUGAUGUGGCAAUUAGCAGCAAUGUAAGAGAGGUAUUAAAGAGAUAUCAAGUCAACACAAGUGUUUAAAAGUCCACUGUUUUGCAGUAGUUCUUUAUUCUACCUUACUUAAUCAUUUCACCUUGUAAUUACUAGAACCCAAAUACCUUAAAUGCAAUUAUCAAAAAUGGAUCUCAGCUUAACAAUACAAUACAGAGUAAGUACUGCUUAAUAUCUGUUACCCUGCUUGACAGUGUUACAAUUUUUGGCACUAACAUAAAUGUACACAUUAAUGAAGUAAGUCACAGAGAAUCAAGUAAUUUAACUGAAAGCAGAAUAUCUUAAGAGACCUUGAUCUCAAGGAACCACACUGGGAAAACAAGCUUUUUAAUGUGGAUUUCAAGUUACUGUAUAGCUUUUAUUUAUCUACAAAAUACAAAAGUAAAGCAAUUGUUUUCUCCUCUGACAUAUGAAGACAGUCAUUCACCUGCAAUGAAACAGACAAUACACGUUUGUGGUGUAGAUAAUCUAGUAGAGGAAAUUAAUAAUAUUAUUCAAAAUAAACAGGAAUGUCAGACUAUGGAAUAUGAUAUACAAUUUAUUUGCUGUUCAUGUAAAAUUACUGAAAUUGAAAGGAAACGCAUCUUGAGAAAACACAGAAAAAAAACAUAUGCAUGACAGCAUGGAACCUGUUACCAAUUGGUGUAUUCCGUAUUGUUUUCUGUAUUGCCAGCUAUUCAAUCAAUCAAUCAAGCUCAGUUGCUUGGCAAAGCAGUAGUUGUAACAAUAAUCAUUGGAGAUUUUAUCUUAACUUGAGUAUCCCAUGAACAAAAUAAAAGAGAAACAUGUUUCAUACAUUUGUACAAGGCCAUACAGAUUGAUGAGUGGGAUAACAUCAUGAUUAUUAAUAAUUGAAAAAAAUAAACAAGUUUCUGGCUGAAACAAAUUUUGGCAGUUGCAUUAAUGUGUAUGUACUGAUGCCUUGAAUGUUAAUUAUUUUGCAAAUAAAGCAAGUUACCUUAAGUAUCAAACUUAAAAAAAGUAUUCUUUUGUUAGAGAGGCCUGUGGUUCUGGACAGAGGUUUUCUGCAAGUAUUUACUCUUUGAGGAUAAUCUAGUAGAGGAAAUUAACAAUAUUAUUCAAAUAAACAGGAAUGUCAGACUAUGGAAUAUGAUAUACAACUUAUCUGCUGUUCAUGUAAAAUUACUGAAAUUGAAGGAAACACAUCAUGAGAAAACAGAGGAAAAAAACAUGUGUAUGACAGCAUAGAGCCUGUUGCCAAAGAAAGGUUUCUAGAAGACAUUUAAAGAAAAUAUUUAGCUAUGGACGCUAGAAAGAAGAAAGGAUUACUUUCUCAACUCAAUGAGAAAUUAGUGAAAGCCAGAUCAGUUGAAUUGUGUAUUAACCAGUUUAAGACGAAAAUAAGAGAAGGCCCUCAUUUUAUAUGUACAGCCUUUCUGUACUGUCUGUAAUCGAAUACUUUAUAAGAAAUCAGUAAUUACAUGCCUAGACAAGAAGUACCCUUGCCAAACAUAUUUCAAUAUUCAACCAUCAUUUUAUGGAAAACAGUAUAUAUGCAACACAUGUCAUUCAAAGGUCAUAAAAGGAAAUUUACCGUGUCAGGCUGUAGUGAAUGGGAAUAUGUAUGUGGAUGAAAUACCCACAGAACUAUCCUCAUUAGAAAAACUACGACAAAUACGAAUAGCUCAACAAAUAAUAUUUGAGAAGAUUGUGGUCAAGCGCAAUGGACAACAGAGAAAAAUUAAGGGUGCAAUAUGCAAUGUACCUGUAGAAUGUGAUCAGACAUGUAAUCAACUCCCUCAUCCACCUGAUAGAUCUUGUAUAAUAAUACUUAUUUAGCUUAAAAGAAAGUUACAAUCUAGAGGACCAGAGUUAAUACAGCAAGUUCUUAACUGGCUCAAAGUACAUAAUCAUUGUACAAAGAUAUACUAGUUGAUAUUAACAAUAUUGAUAGCAGCCUCACAACUUUAUAAAAUGAUGCAGACGAUAAUGAUACACAUCAACAAGCUACAUCAAACAAUGUAACAACAGAUAGUGGUCCCGCAUUGGAGUAUGAUCGAUGCAAGAGAAAAUGAUAAAUUAAAUAGUAACGAAGAAGAAAAUGAUGACCCCUUAAAUGAAUAUAGAGCCCCAGUAUGCGAGACAUGCUUAGAUUCAAUUAUACCAAACUAUCCAGCGGUGAAUGCUCAAGUAAAACGCUCGAUACGAGGCCCAAGUGAACACUACUCGAUCGUCUAGGUCUGGAUAUGAAUUCUCGGAAAACAUUGCAUUUUAAGACUGGGGUGGGGGGUUCUUCCGUUUACAAAGACUCAUCCCGAAUUAAUCCCUACCAAGGCAACUAAAACAUAUCCAAGCCUUAAAUAACGAUACUGUAAGACUUCCUCUAUUGAAUAUACACCAGGUAAAUUCAUGCACGAUCAAAAUAUCGCCUUCAUACCGAGUACCACUGGAAUAACACCACCCCUGUAAGUCCCCUUGUGUUGACUCAAUUGGCAACUUUGUUUUUCCGAGAAGUCAGAACCAACUGUUUCGCAGCGGCUGAACGCGGCGUUGUGUUCGUCAAAUUGACAUUUCAGAUAAAAAUAAAAAGAACAGCUGUGGCCUAAAAAACCCGAAAUGCAACAAGCCCGGAUUGAUCUUCUCCCAAGACUGCGUGUGGGCGACAAAACAGUGAGAGUUGAACAGCACCUUGGUAGUGGUGCAUUUGGAGAUGUCUACAAAGUAAGAGACGAGGCACGCUCGAAAGUCUAUGCCUUAAAAGAUGUUCUUUGCCUAAACGCUUCACAAGUUCUUGAUGCAAUCCGUGAGGCAGUAACACUGUGCCAAAUCUCUCACGAAAACAUCAUCGCCAUAAAGGGAGCGGAUCGGUUCGUCGACAAUCAAAACAACUUGCACAUGUUGAUUUUGACAGAGUAUUGCGCGGGUGGAAACUUAAACGAACGCCUUGCUCGACCAAGCUCUGAACGAAUCAACUGGAAGUGGAUGAGUCAAGCUGCUGAUGCUGUAGCCUACCUUCACAGAAAUGACGUGGUUCACCGCGACCUAAAACCGGAAAACGUACUUUUGAACAGACGUGGAAAUGUUAAACUAGCCGACUUUGGCCUGGCUCGUGAGUACAUCGCACUUAGACGAGUUGACGCGCGAAGAAACGAUGGCUCGUGGAUGCAAAUGUUCGUACAAUACUAUAUGGACUCCGACGUUGGCUCGCCGUACUGGUUAGCUCCUGAAUGUUUCACAGGUCACUACACAGAAAAAGCCGAUGUCUUUUCCCUUGGCCUGCUGUUUUUUGCCAUC